AUGGCCGAACACGUUGAGUGGUGCGAUUCACUGGAGCAAAGGUUGAACGACCCCGUUGAAAUUCCCUUAGUAAGUACAAAACAAGAGAAGGAAGAGAAAAGAGCGAGGGGUGAGAAACACAAGAGGCGUAAAUUUAUAUCACUAGUCGAUGACUCGGAAGAAACCUGCUCCUUCGUUUUCAUUAACGGCAUUCUAGUAGUAACGAAGUUCCUCUUUUUAACGUCUACGAUUGUUAUCGGGCGAGCGGUUGCGACAGCUCUCAAAUGUCAACUCGGAAAGGAUUACCCACAUUUCGUCAGAGGUCUUCUAACGUGCGCCCAAGACGGUUUGAUAGUUGGCAGCUCCACUGGGCCAAACAUAUCUAACUGCAUUCCAACUCCCAUCAACCCGUUGGAGCCCGGCCAGCAAAUCAGCAUGGGUGUAUUUCAACUCCAACGCACAGAGUUAGCGGAUAUUCACCAGUACAUCAUUACCAAUACGGAGCACCAAGGUGGUGGAGCGACCAACGUACAUGUGGCGCUAGGAAGCAUUUUCAAAGGAACUAAACUUUGGGAUUUAUAUUCUUUACCCGCUGGGGCAUCAUGUAUUGCUGAAGAGACUGCUGGUGAUAUUGUCAAAAUUCAAUUCACCUGUUAG
Messenger RNA from Bipolaris victoriae FI3, 636 nucleotides. RefSeq lists its product as hypothetical. Lineage: Eukaryota; Fungi; Ascomycota; Dothideomycetes; Pleosporales; Pleosporaceae. The transcript is spliced from 5 exons. The record is from RefSeq and is a predicted model, not a curated record. The coding region runs from base 1 to 636 and encodes 211 amino acids.